This is a messenger RNA of Schizosaccharomyces cryophilus OY26, 1946 nucleotides long. RefSeq names its product autophagy associated protein Aut12. The record is from RefSeq and is a predicted model, not a curated record. Gene Ontology annotation, biological process: protein targeting to vacuole; vesicle-mediated transport. Gene Ontology annotation, cellular component: Mon1-Ccz1 complex; fungal-type vacuole membrane. Lineage: Eukaryota; Fungi; Ascomycota; Schizosaccharomycetes; Schizosaccharomycetales; Schizosaccharomycetaceae. The transcript has 3 exons. Bases 293 to 1834 code for a protein of 513 amino acids.
CUAGCAUUUUGACAUUCAAAAGGCAAUUUCUUCUAGUUCAUACUUUUCAUUCCCUAAGAGUAAAUAAUUGCACCGUCUAGGCAGGAAACCGAAACUAAAAUUCAACAGAUGCAAGAAUACGAGCAAAGAGGACAGCUGGUUCAUAGAUCAACAAUUUUUAUAUCUUUUUCAAAUCGAACUAGAAGAAUUGUUUAUUCAUGAUAUUCUCUUAUAGCUAUUGAAUUGUGCUGACAACCAGACUCUUCACUACGAGCCUAACUUCUGCUUGUUACGAUGAGUCUGAUAGUCUCACAUGGAACAACAACCUUCAGAACAUUCUUUCGUCCCAUCAACUAACGAAGAUGUAGGAGAAACGUCUUUUGGAUCGGGAAAUAGCUCUGCUUUAUUGAACGCCGAUGGAAUCCCAGCAGGUUUGCCUUCGUUGGCAUCGAGCGAUCCAGACGUGCAUGUUUCCUUACCAGAAAUAAAAGUGAAUGGAGAAAAUGUAGAACAAAUGCUAUCUGAAAUUUUAUUAGAAGAUUCACCACCUCCCAAUGGUGACAAUGUUUCCCUAGUUAGUUCAGCAAAUGAAGUGUACAAGGACAAGCUUCAAAGAGCUAUGUCAUCAUUUAACUGUAUCCUUGCUAGACACACAAGAAAAUACUUGAUUUUUACCAGUUCUGGAAAACCGGUGUUUAGUAACGUUGCCGACGAAAGCCUUGAGCCUUCUACUGUUGCUGCUUUACAGGCAAUCAUAAGUUCCUUCGAGGUUAUAAAAGAGGACCUGAUUUAUUUUGAGACCCGUUCCACCAUUAUUGUUGCUCAUUCGGCUAGUCCUCUUAAUUUGGUAUGUAUCUCGCCAUUGACAACCCUUUCACCAGAGUUCAUGAAAAACGAAUUAAAGCUUCUUUAUCAUCAGAUUUUGAGCAUAAUUACGAAUAAGUCUAUAUCUUCAAUUUUGGACUCAAGACCCAACUAUGAUUUACGACGUCUUAUUGGAAGUAGCGAACAGUUCUUAAGAGUGUUAUCAAGCGACCUAGAAAGAUAUGAACCUUUUUCAUUCUUAAACGCCAUUUCUCCUAUUCCUUUACGCGUGUCUUUUCGCGACCAGCUUUCACAAUUGUUACUGAAGGAGAAACCCAAAUCUCUAAUAUUUGCUCUAUUAGCUGUACGGGGCCGACUUGUAUGCGCUAUUAAGGCAAGAAAACUCAUGCUGCAUGCUAGCGACCUUUAUUUAAUUUUUCUAUCGGUUUUUAAUACGCAAGCCUUUAAUGAUUCAAUGGAGCAUUGGGUCCCCAUCUGCCUUCCCAAUUUAAAUCCUAAUGCUUAUCUUUACAUCUACAGUCACUUUGUACAUCAAGAUAUUGCGUUAAUCUUGGCGAGCAACGAAAACUCUAGUUUCUUUGAUAUGCAGGAAAUGAGAAACACUGUUUCUCUUCGUCUAAAAGAGAGAUUUUGGCUUCAAAAAAUCCUGCAUGCUGCGGAGCUUGACCAAACUUCUUUUCGAAAUCCUGGAUUUCCUUGCAUUCUGCAUUACUUGUUUUAUUCCAAAAAAUAUUCUCAAUUCUAUGCUCCAGGAUACACAUUUAAUGCAAAGAAUGAUCCUAAAACACUUUAUGCUAUCUACGCCGGCUUACAUGAUCAAGUGUUUCAUAGGAAGCGAUCUUUGUCUAUUGAUGUAGAAAUUCAUGGAUCAUUAAUGCUAUUUACUUGGUCUACGUCUUCAUUUAAUUUUUAUUGUGUCGCUAACGCAAAUGCGAAUUUGCAAAUUCCUAUCGCCAAUAUAAAUAAGAUUCUUAGAUGGAUACGGAGGGAAGAAACACGGCUGUUUAUAUGUACAAAUAUUUCUUUUUAAUGAACAAUUUAAUGAAUAAAUAGUCACGAAUGUGUAUUAUUCUUUCCUGACCAUACAAAUCAAAUCGGUUUCCAAAGUCAACAAUAUUUUAUGCAUACAUACAUAUAUCUGU